CCAACAUUCGCACAAAUCCAAAAACACAUUCAAUUCUAAGUUCUAAAAUACAUUCUACAAAAUCAGCCAUGGAAGCUUCCAAUAAUUACACCUUCAAAUCCAUAGCCACUCUUCUCACAGCAAUAAUAAUUGCAAUAACCUCACCCACCAGCGCCGCCAGGCCGGCGGGCGGCGCUGCCAGCACGGAGUUCAUCCGGCGGUCCUGCUCCGGGACGGCGUACCCGAGCCUGUGCUUCAGCUCGCUGUCGAGCCACGCGUCGGCCAUUCAGCAGAACCCUAAACUCCUGGCGGACAUGGCCCUGUCGGUGAGCCUGUCGACGACACGCGCCGCGUCAGCCGACAUCGUGCGGGUGGCGCACGGCGCCGGGAUGAGCCGGCGGGAGGCGAGCGCGAUGCGGGACUGCGUGGAGGAGCUGAGCGACUCGGUGGAGCAGCUGAGGAGAUCCAUGGCGGAGAUGGGUCGGAUCGGCGGGGCCCGGCCGUCGGAUUUCGGGAUGAUGAUGAGCGACGUUCAGACGUGGGUCAGCGCCGCCCUGACCAACGACGACACCUGCGUCGAGGGGUUCGCCGGAAAAACCAGGGCCGCGGUGCGGGGGAGGAUCGUCAAUGUCGUGCACACCACCAGUAAUGCCUUGGCUCUCAUCAAUAGCUAUGCUGCCCUCCAUGGCUAGCUAAUUACCUACAUAUAUAUUUAUAUUUAUAUAUAUAUUUUUUUAAUUUCGUCGAUUUUCAUAUUUAGUGAUAUAUGAGUGUGCAUGGUGAAAUUAAUUACUAUAUAUAUAUAUAUUUAAAGAAUAGAACAAAUAGGCACACAAACAUAGAGAGAUAUAGAUAAGGAUAGAGGAGUGCUUGCUUAAUUGCUAUGUAUAUUUGAAUGUAGUUUUUUUUAGCUAUGUGGGUGAAAAUACAUAUGCAUUUUAAUUUCGAAA
Andrographis paniculata is the source of this 929-nucleotide messenger RNA. Its product is annotated as 21 kDa protein-like. Gene Ontology annotation, biological process: negative regulation of catalytic activity. The record is from RefSeq and is a predicted model, not a curated record. The transcript has a single exon. Gene Ontology annotation, molecular function: enzyme inhibitor activity. NCBI's taxonomy places the organism in Eukaryota, Viridiplantae, Streptophyta, Magnoliopsida, Lamiales, Acanthaceae. Bases 69 to 671 code for a protein of 200 amino acids.